AUGUAUAAAACUAUUCACACUAUUAGGGAUGAUCAGGGUAAUUGGUUAGAAAAUAUAGAUCAAGUUUCGGACCUGCUUACUAGACAUUCUACGAAAUUUUUUACUUCCUCUAGUCCAAGUACGGUAGAUAUUGAAGACUCUCUUAAGCAGAUUCAUGAUAAUAUAAUCAUUACCCACGAAAUUCUUCAUGCCUUUAAAAAGAAAAAGGAAAAUGCCAAAAAUGGUCAUAUUUCUAUUAAGUUUGACCUUUCAAAAGCUUUCGAUAGGCUUGAAUGGUCUUUUAUUAUUGAUGUCUUUAAGAAACUUGGUUUUUCGGAAGCUUGGUAUCAAAUGAUACAUCAGUGUAUCAGUACGGUCUCCUAUUCUGUAUUGGUUCUAUCCCAAUUGUUGUUGAAAGCUGAAGAGAAAAAUGUGAUACAGGGGUUCAAAUUUAAGAAAAACAGUCCUUUUAUUUCUCACUUAUUUUUCGCCGAUGAUUGUAUCUUGUUUGCUAGAGCUUCUAUUACCUAUGCUAGAAACAUAAUGAAGAUUAUUAAUGUGUUUGCCAAAGCUUCAGGUACUCCGUUGUUUAUUGGUAGAGAUAAGACUAAAUCUUUCCAUUUUCUCAUUGAAAGCUUUUAUUCUAGGUUAAGCUCCACUAAGAAGACUAAUCUCAAUAUAGCUGGUAGAACUGUUGUUGCUAAGCAUGUGUUAUCCUCUUUAGCAAUUUAUCAUAAGGCUUGUUUUCCUCUGCCUAAAUCUGUUACUUCUAAAAUUGAUGCUAUUCAGAGGACCUUUUGGUGGUCUAAAAAAAAUCCUAGACAUGCGGCUUAUUUCCGUUCUUGGGGUGAUUUAGGUAAGUGUAAGCUGUCUGGUGGCCUUGGUAUUAGAAAUACUCAUGCCACUAAUAGAGUCUUUAUUUGUAAGCUUGGUUGGAGAAUUUUGAAGAACCCUAGUCUCUUACUGUCUUCUUUUCUUAAGGAUAAAUAUUUUCCAAACCAAAAUCUGAUGGAAAUUGAUAAGGCGGCCGAUUCUUCCUCCUGGAUUUGGAAGGGCAUUAUUAAUGGUCUUAAGUUUCUUAAGGCUAACUCUGUUAUCAAAAUUGGUAAUGGUGCCUCUACCAAUAUAUGGAAUACUGUUUGGAUCCCAGUUAAAUCUACUUAUAAGGUAUUUGUGAAUGAUAUAGUUUCUUCCGAUGAUUCUGAUUUUUGGAAGAAAGUCUGGGGUAUUGAUUGUUUGCCAAAGAUUAAGUUCUUUCUGUGGAAAAUCUUCGCUUCCAUGUUACCUGUCAAUACUUUGAUACAUAUUUAUAAUCAAUCUGUGGAUAUUCUGUGUCCCCUUUGUCAAAAUCAUGAAGAUUCUGCCAUGCAUCUUUUUAUAGAAUGUCCUGUUGCUGCUCAUAUUUGGUUUGACAUGUCUCUGGAACAUCUUAUCUCUUCUGAUUUGGAAUGGAUUGAUGAUUUGUUUCUGUAUUGGCAUAGUUCUGAUCUCUCUACUUCUCCUUAUAAUGUUUCUUGGCCUUCGAUUGGAGAUAUUGUAAUGUGGUGUAUUUGGAAGCUGAGAUGUGAUGUUCUGUUCAGACACAUUUCGAUGGAUUUGCCUCGAGUGAUUAUCAAUAUUAAGAGAAUGAUUAACUCUUGUAUUGCUCCUCAACAUAUCAUUUUUGUUCAUAUUAGUGAUCAUAAAUUCCUUUCUUCUGAGGUGGAUCAUUUCUUGUUUGUUGAUGGCUCCUACAAGGAAUUUAAUAUGGGUUUGGGUGUCAUCUGGUGUGACUGUGCAGGGAAUGUAAAAAUCUCGAGAGCUGACUUUGGAUUGAUAUCAGAUGCAGUAGGUGCUGAAGCUGCUGCUCUACUUUUGGCUAUCUCUUGGGCAGAAGAGAUGAAUCUCUCAAAAGUUGUCUUUGGACGAUACAUGCAUGAUGAGAGACCUGGAAUCAAGAAUGUUCCAAACAUAGAGGAUGCGUUCUUUGUGGAUCAAGGGAUCGCAAAACCAAUGUUUAUUACUUUGUUACAUAAUUUUGCUCCAUCAAGUAUUUACGGUCUUCAGUUCUCUGCCGUCGGGCAAACAGUUUCUGACUUAAGUGAAGAAGAGGCCGAGGAUGUCUCCAUGGAAGUUGAGGGUACUGGUGAUGUUUGUUCAUCUUCGGAAAAUGGCGAUAAAGAAAAUUCCCAGAGCUCAAAACCGAAUGAAAGCAACGGUGCUCUUGAUGUUGAUAGGGCAAUCCCGGGUCUUUGA
Molecule: messenger RNA, 2214 nt
Organism: Papaver somniferum (opium poppy)
Lineage: Eukaryota; Viridiplantae; Streptophyta; Magnoliopsida; Ranunculales; Papaveraceae
Exons: 8
Coding region: 1-2214 (737 amino acids)
Source: RefSeq, a predicted model, not a curated record